Molecule: messenger RNA, 1527 nt
Organism: Colletotrichum graminicola M1.001
Lineage: Eukaryota; Fungi; Ascomycota; Sordariomycetes; Glomerellales; Glomerellaceae
Exons: 2
Coding region: 1-1527 (508 amino acids)
Source: RefSeq, a predicted model, not a curated record
AUGGUGAAGGCUUGCCCACCGCGACUAUUACUGCUUAAUCUUUUUUUCUGCUUUUCUCUGGCAGCAACAGCGAAUGAAGAAAAAGGACGAUGGGUGGGACUGGCGGAUGGAGGUGACAGCAGGUUACCUGUGGAACAUCAGCGGAGGAGGGCAGGAUUCGAGGAGCUCGUCGAUAUCUUGGGCGGACGGGCACAGCCGCCGACGGCGUCAACGGACAUCAGCAAACCGGUAGCCCUCGAAAAACGUGUCGUGUUGGCAGUGCCUACACCACCGGCCCUCUUCGGGGGUUCCGUCCUGAAGGGUCGACAAGACCCCAACGAUGCCAUUGCAUCUGCCUCACGUUCUGCCCAGCAGGCCAUUGCGUCGGCGUCACAGUCAGCUCAGCAAGCUGUUCAGCAAGCAGGCGAUCAAGUGAGACAGGCCCAGGAUCAAGUACGGCAGGCUCAAGACCAAGCGAGGCAAGCCAGCGAUGCAGCCAGCCGGACAUCGUCAUCGGCAAGCAGCGCCGUGUCCCAGGCCCAGUCAAGCGCGCGACAGGCCAUCUCCGAUGCCCAAAACUCGGCGAGGCAAAGUGCGAGUCAGCAGAUUUCGCAAAACUUGGCGAGUGUUACGUCCAGUGCGUCGAUGCAGAUUGCCAGCAUACGGUCAAGUGCCAGCGCCAGCGCCGCGAGUGCCAUUGCCGCCGCCACGCAGUCGGCCCUCGCGAUGGUGCAAAGCGCGCGGACCGAUGCGGACUCAAGGGUACAGCAAGCACAAGGUACCGCAGUGUCGGUUACGCAGGCCGCAGUCAUAAUCGUGGGAGCCAUCAUCGGCUCGUCUCUAUUGACUAUCCUAUGCUUCUACCUCUUCACACGCUACCGCCGCAGCAAGCGCAAAGACCAUACGGCACGCGGUUCUCGCCGCGGAAACAGCUACCCCGCGCAGGACUCGCCUAUGGCCGCCAGGGGUCUGGUUAUGGACACCGGCUACCCGCAGGAUGUCAAGCGUCCGAUGUCGCCGGCGCGACCAGAGACAGCGCUCACAACCGGACCUGGCGGGAUGGGAUACGCUGUAACCAACUUUGGCGACAGCGCGCUCAACUUCUCAAGGACGACGACGUUUAUGGGCAGCACGGCGCCGCAGACGGGGGGCAUAGGGGUGUUGUCGAGGGAACCGUCGGUGACGCGAAAGCCGAUACCGCCGCCACUCAAGAAGCCAGCGGCCUUUAAUUUGUUCCCAUCGACACCAAAGGAGGGCUCCUUCGGUGUUGGCGGGUUGCCAUCUAACCCGUCUUCAAUGAGAGAUCGGGGGUGGUCCGUAUCGUCGUCGGCGUCGACGGCGGUACCAACACUAGCACCCACGGGGCCUGCGAAUGAAAAGCUGGACAGGGUUGAUGAGGAAACGGACGACUUUGGGGAGGGGGGCAGGAGGUGGUUGAGGCGGACGCGGACCGUGAGUCCGUUCGGUGACCUUGCCGAGAGUCCAACCAAGGGGAAGGGUGCAAACUGGCCGUUUACUGGGCCGGGCUCGCCUGCGACUGCCAGGUGA